CUACUUUUGAAGCAGAAAUUAUUAAUUCCAGUGAAUCAAAAGAACUUCUCGAAGGCCUAUGCAAAAAGAUGAAUGAGGCGUUAUACAAGGCCAAGAGCAAAACCUCUGAUGGUGGCGUUAACAAAGAAAACAUUCAAAAAGAUUCUGUUAAACAAAAAUUGUCUUACAGCAGUGAAGUAAAUAAUAAUGAAGUGGAACUUUAUAAAGAAUUAGAGGGCCAAACCUCUGAUGGUGGCGUUAACAAAGAAAACAUUCAAAAAGAUUCUGUUAAACAAAAAUUGUCUUACAGCAGUGAAGUAAAUAAUAAUGAAGUGGAACUUUAUAAAGAAUUAGAGGGCCAAACCUCUGAUGGUGGCGUUAACAAAGAAAACAUUCAAAAAGAUUUUGAGGCGAUUGGAGCAGAUGGCUUCGACCCCAUUCUGAAUUCUACAGAACAUUCAGAAAUUAGUUCAAAAGCAGUUAGUGGCUAUACCGACACUUUGGAAUCACUCGGAUCUAAUUGGCCAGAAUCUGCAACAUACGAUGGCAUCAACUCAUCAUUAACAAUAAACGAGUCAUUUUCAUAUGAAGCUCAACAGGUGAACUUUAUGAGAAAGAUAAUUGUGCACAAGACAUCGAAAAUGAAGGUACAAUAUUGA
Messenger RNA from Scaptodrosophila lebanonensis, 638 nucleotides. RefSeq lists its product as uncharacterized. The transcript is spliced from 10 exons. Lineage: Eukaryota; Metazoa; Arthropoda; Insecta; Diptera; Drosophilidae. The coding region runs from base 69 to 638 and encodes 189 amino acids. The record is from RefSeq and is a predicted model, not a curated record.